CAUUUGCUUCCGUCUAGCCUAGGCUCAAGGCUGACUGAACUUUUGACUCGACUUUCCAGUUAUUUUUUAGUUUUCUCGUUUCUCCAUGAAAUCAGUGAUGUUAUCAUAGCGCAGCAGUUUUGAAUUUAAAUGAUAAGUACAAGUUUUUAUCUUGUAGUUAUAGCAAAAAUCAUGACAAGACACAUUGCGAGUGCAAGCUAGUCGAUAUACGUUGAAAAUGAAACGUAAUCGUGUAAAAGGUGUGUCGAAUUCUGUCGACUACCACAGCUGCAGCGAGCUAGAAACGGGGACUUACAUUAAACUGACCUGUGAUAAUCGUGAAAGAACCCAGUCUCCUUCCUCAACAAAUUUCAAAUUUCCGCCCCCUCCACGGCUGCGAAUCCCAGCAUCCUCAAGUGCGAGCCGACUGCCAUCUGCAUCGGCCCUAUGCUACCAGACUGUCUCAGAUUUUGAGACCAACUCGGACACAAGCCAGUCGGACUCCAACACAGAGGUUGUGAAAAGGUCAUCGCCCAUUCCUAUAAGAGGGUAUCAGUCUGAUGGUAGUCCAGUUCAGUAUUCCAUUCCCAAAACCCUGCCGCCUAUUGGAGUGUUUUGGGAUAUUGAAAACUGCCAGGUUCCUAGAGGUCGUUCAGCGGUUGCAGUUGCUCAAGCUAUUCGUGAUAAAUUUUUCAGUGGCUACAGAGAAGCUGAGUUUUUAGUUGUUUGUGAUGUCAAGAAAGAAAAUGCUCAAGUCAUCCAAGAACUCAAUGAUGCACAGGUAAAUUUAAUUCAUGUUAGUUCAACAAGUAAAAAUGCAGCUGACGAGAAAUUGCGGCAGUCAAUCAGACGAUUUGCAGAUAUUCAUGGGUCUCCUGCUGCCAUCAUUCUUAUCUCAGGCGAUAUCAAUUUUGCCGCAGAUUUAUGUGAUUUAAGACAUAGGAAAAAAAUUCAUGUUAUAUUGUUACAUAAUGAAGUUUGUUCAGAGAAUUUAAUGUUGUGUGCUACAGAAAAUCAUAGUUUUAAAGCUUUGACAGAGACUCUGCCAUUGCGGGGAGCCCUUAAGAAUGGCAAUCAGCCAGUUGAAGUUUUGGUUUCAAACUUACCGUUGGGUCAAGAUGCUGCUAGAAUCAGAAAUAGAUUAAAGAGGUUAUCAGAGAAUUGCGGGGGUCGCGUUGGCCUAGUCAUUGAUCACACCACCAAAAUUCGCUUUCCCUCUAUGGAAUUCGCCCUUCGGGCUCAGAAAAGAAUGAGUCAAGAACGAGUAUUCGGAAAUAGGAUCAUCAUUAGUUACCCUGAGUUAGUUAAAGAAGGCACUCCUAUGAAAGUUAGCUAUAAUAGUCAUAAUUAUCAUUCCGAACAAAAAAAUUUCAAGUUUGAUAGGUACGACAACUAUUCUGGUCCUCAUAGAGAUUCAAUUUUAGGUUAUAAUUCAAAUUUUCCUGCUAGAAGUUAUAAUAAUGAAUUGUCAGCGUAUUCUCACACACCAGCUAUAAAUAUAAGCAAUCAAGAAAAUGUGAUUCACAAUGAUCAUGAUAAUAUUUGGUCUUCCAAUAUCUCAGAUAACAAAAUGUCUCAUAUGCCAAGAGGUCGUCCAAUUCUUGCAGCCCGAGAGAAUACAGUGGAAACAGAAAUUAGAACCUAUGCAAAUUACAGUAGUUCAGAAGGUGAUAAUAAUUUAGCGUGGCAGCAAGACAGCAGGAAUCAAUUUAUGAAUAAUACGCUUUUUCCAAUGAAUAAUGAAACUCAUCCAAAUAACCACCAACAAAGUAUAACGAUAUUAAAACGUCCCCCUAACAACUCUGUCUCGCCUUCCAAGUCAGUCCAAAAUAUCCUGCCCAUGAAAAAUCAUCAAGCUAUUGAUCAUCAGACCCCUUCAUAUCCUGUAAUCAGUAUAAAUACAUCAAUUCCUCCACCACCAAUUAUAAAUUUGCCACGUCGUCCCAGCCCAGUGAACAACGGCUCUGAUGUCAACGAGGCAGAUAGAUUUUUUCACCCAAUCGGAGCUUCACAACAGCAACUAAACAACCUGAAUCCUCACUACCAAAAGUCUGGCAACUCUCGUUCUUCAAAUCCGGUUGGAUUGCAUGUAACAAAUCUGGACCCUAACAUGGAUGCUGACUCUCUGCGCCGUAUCCUCACAUCACUUUUCCGCCAGCAUGUCCAGACUCUCCACGUCUCCGUCUACCUUCAGAAGGAUGGUGACUACGCAGCUAGCAUCAAGGUGCCUAGCCUCCAAGACGCUCAGUUUGCUAUCUCUAAGCUUCACCGCCACAAGGUCGGCUAUCGGCGGAUCCUUAUCUCUUAUGCUCGCAGUGGAUCACCUCAUAAUCCUAGUGUCAUUAGAUCUCAGAUAGUUGCUCUACUUCUAGAAGUACCUGGUUAUCGCUUACCGCUAUUUAAAUUUAGUGAACUCUUCGAAAAGAGAUACUUCUCCUCACUGAGUGUCUCAACGCUGUAUAAAAUGGAAGACGUUUGUAUCAUCACAGAUGAACCCCAAGGGCGCAUGAUUUCUCUCAAUCCAAAUCAUAGAAAUACUCCUUCACCCAGAUUUAAUUAUUCUGGAAAGGAAUCUGAAUGGCCUUACUGCCAGCGUCAUUGGCGCGGUGAUCAAAAGUCUGAUGAGACUGGCUGGGCUGAAAUGGAGGCAUCUCUUCUACCUUGUGUCAAAGUUGUGUUUUCUCAGUUUUCUGCAAAUAUUAAAACUCUCUUAGCUUCUCAUAACAACAAACUACCAUUAUCCAGUUUAUGUGAUUGUUAUGCUGCUGAAUGUGGGGUGACGCUGGAACCUGAUGAGAAUGGCGUGCCACUAGAGCAUCUUAUCUCUUGUGUCUCCGGUGUAGAAAUCGUCCAAUCAACUUUCAAGUUUAUUCUGCCGUGUGAUCCUUCCAAAAAUGCCAGUGAUGACUCCAAAUCUGAUGGCCAUUUUGAUAGUCUAAAGUGCAUAAGUCCAUCCCUGAUUCCUCAGCUGAGUCUUUUCAGUCGUGAAUUAGCCGAUCUGUUAAAAACGUUUCCUCACUGCCGCAUGCCGUUCAGUCAGUUCAUUCCUGCUUAUCAUCAUCACUUCGGGCGCCAGUGCCGUGUCGCUGACUAUGGGUACACCAAACUCAUUGAUCUCCUUGAAAUACUGCCGCAUGUCAUCCAGGUUUUGGGUGGAGGUUCUCAUCGCACACUAACUCUUGCACAUCGAGUUCAGAUUCGACGUUUCACCUCAGAUCUCUUGCGUGUGCUGAAAGCACAAACACACAAGCAGUGCACUCUAUCAGAAUUCCCGAGUCUCUUUGAAAAACUGCUCAAUCGUCCAUUUGAUCCUGUUGAUUAUGGGCUCUGCUAUCUGGAGGAUCUUUUAUCACAAGUGCCUGAUUACGUCGUAGUUAUGACACAAAGUGAAACGGAUACUAUCAUUGCUAUUCCAAAACGUGAGCAAACUCCUGAGGAAAUCGAAAGAACUAAAAUCUUUGCUGCGCAGGCGGUAGAACUGCUGAGCCAUGCUCCGCAAUGCAGUAUUUUAUUCAGCAAAUUCAUCCCUGCAUAUCAUCACCAUUAUGGUCACCAAUGCAGAGUAUCUGAUUACGGAUUUACCAAACUGAUUGACCUAUUUGAUGCCAUUCCAGACAUUGUCAAGGUAGUCGAUGACAGCGAUGGAGAGCGUCAAGUCACACUAACAACAGAGAAGAAGCUAAAUGUGUUAACAGAUCAACUCCUGAACCUCAUUAACUCACGGAACCCGCCCUCCCUCCCGAUGUCAGAUCUGUGUGCCUCGUUCCUAUGGCAAUAUGGCUACGCUUUGAAGCCCCUUGCAUAUGAUUGUCAAGACCUUGGAACCCUGCUCUCUAAGCUGGAGACGCGUAUCAAGGUGAUAGAGUCACCAUCAGGACCGAUUUUGCAGGCUGUAGAUCUGAAGCACAUUCGAGAUCUGGCAAUGAAAGUUCGCCGAGUCUUGAUGGAGAAACCCAGUUCCAAAAUGACGUUUGAUGAUUUCUGUAAUGCUUUCAAAGCUUACUACGGUGAAGAAAAGUGUGAACUUGAAACUUUAGAGAAGGAACUCUCUGAUGUUGUCAAGGUGACAAAAUCAGAAAAUGGCACUGUGAAUGUCCAAUUGCGUGACCUCCAGUUAUUUGCCCGUGACAUCUACCGCCUUCUUCUGAACUGGAAUGGACGCUUGGCUCUAAGCAACUUUGAGAUGGCCUACCUCCGCAUGUUUGGUACAGCUGUCCAACCAGCACAAUACAAUCACCAAACGCUCCUCUCACUCCUGCAAGCUGUUUCUCACACUGUGCUCAUUCGCGGCAAAGGACCACGACGAAUCUUGGUGCUGAACAAAGAGCUAGCAAAUGCUGGCAUUCUUCUGCCAAGUGGUUUUUCACCCUCACAUGAGAACAAAAAUACCAAUGAAAGAAAUGGUUUUUCCAAAAAUAAUAAUCAAGCUCAAUCGAAAAGACAAAAUCAAAAUGCUAAAGAAGAACUCAACAACCACAAGAAUGAUAAUGAGAAAUUUAACUCCACUCUGGAUUCCUCGCUUGUUACUCCUGAAAAUUCUCCACCAUUCAGCAGCCGCAUUACCAACAACAUUAGUGGUGAUGAAGAGAUCCCAAGUAUUCAGCUGCCAGACUUGAUGCUCCACCCAGACACUUUCAAGGCAUCUAAACUCAUAUCACCAUGCAAAUCAAUCCAGCUCACAGUUGCAAAUGAUUCACCACAAGAGAAUCGCUCUUUGAAUCGUAGCGUUCCAUACGUUAUGGCACCGGACCCAAGUGAGUUGCCCAUGCCGUCCAUGCUCAUCCCUCAGACUGGUGAAACAGAUGAGGCUGACUUGAGCAACGGCUCAGUGGAAGAAGAGAAGAAGUUGGCCAAUGUUAAUAACUCCGUAGGCUCGUCUGAUGUUCUCUCAAGCUCAGAAGAUAACCUCAGCAACUCUACUAAGCGUAAGCCACGUGUUGCUGCUCUUUUCAACACACCAAUGGAACUGAAGUAAGUCGCUCAUAUUUUUGAGGAGAGAAUGAUGAAGAAAAAUUUUCUCCCUUCUUUCAAGCCUGUUCCUUUUUAAAUCCUCGAAACUUCGUUCCCCGCAGUAUCUCGUCAAUGUUCAAACAUCCCUAAAUCUAUAGUAGUUUUAAGUAACUGUAUGCAUUCCUCUUCAAAUACUCGGAGUGGCAGACGGUAUUUCUGAAUAGCGCAGUUGGUUAAGAACCAGACAGCAGGAAAAUCUGUGAUUUUUUAAAAUCUAGCCAUGAAUAUGUCAAUCACUUAAAUCAGCUGGUUUUUUGUGUGCACAAUGAUCAAUCGUGAUGUAGCAUAUUUUAUCUAGAUAUGUAAGUCUUUGUGUCCACCGGCAAUUGAUUCUGUUCUAUCUAGAUAUCCUAUAUAUUUUAUAAAGUGUAAGCGCUGUUAUUUUUACGACCCUUGAAACCUUAUUUUCUGUCCCUUUCUGAAUUUUAUUUUUUAUGAUUAUGAUUGUAUAGUUUUAUCUUUCACGCUCGAAUCGUUUUAGUUUUGAUAUUCAGAAAAAGAAGGUCAGGAAACCUGUGAACAUUACUAGCAGUCGUCAUUUAAGCUGCAAAAUAUUCGAACCGUGAUUUUUCUUUCCAUUCCCAGCACAUGAAGGAUAGGUUAAUCCUAACUUAGGGUAGUUACUAAAUAGCUAUUGAUUUCCUCCUAUCUCUUGGUUCUUAUUGUACCUGUUCCAGGCCAACAUCUGUCAUGCUGAGACUGUAACUCAGUUCUAGUCCAAUGAAUUUUUUUAUUGAUAAAACAUGAUGAUUUGAAGAGAAAUAGCCAUUUCUUAGAUGAGUGCUCAGUAUUUUGAGUUUUAUUUUAUCCCUAGAAAGUCAAGGUGUUUUAUCGGAAUGAUGUUAUGCAUAUCUGCUCGUUUCUUACUUUUUCCUAUUUCUAUCUUGUCUUCCAUGUAUGAGUUGUGGAAUAAGUAUAUUUUCCUAUCAAUGUAAUUCUGUAUCUCUUGCAUUUCAUAUUACAUUAAAUCUGUUCCUUGGUAUUUCCUCUAUCUAUGGCAGAAUAUCAUACCGGAUGUCCGGAAGGUAACGUACUGAACUUUCAGGAUCCAUUUUUCUGCUCAAAAUUUGACUUUUUUUCCCUAGACACAUAUGCCCAAAAACGCUUGAUGAGUGAGCUAUGUGCUUCCAAAGUUGCCAUUUGUUUUCUUUCAAAUUAAUGUAACUCCUCGUUAUUUAGUUGUAAGUACCUAAAACUCUGUGCAGGGAGGUAUUUAUCGGCGUACUGUUCAUUUUUCGUAUUUUCAAGAACGGACGUUCCUCGUAGCGUUUUUGGGCAUAUGUGUCAAGGGAAAAAAAGUCAAAUUUUGAACCGAAAAAUCAAUCCUGUAAGUUAAGUACCUUAACUUUUGGACACUCUGUAUAAUGCUCUCUAUCUUGCCACAGGAUUACAACAAUGCAGUUUGAUGAUUAGGAGUUAGUGUUCGUAGAGAAAAAAUAAAGAAGAUUUUUCUCUCAACUCCUAUAGGUAGAAUACACCAACUGAUUAGCAUUUCUUGCUUACUUUGAAAGUAGCACCACUCAUCAGAAGUUUACACCAAAGUUAAUUUAUCUAAAUGUAGUUUUUUGAUGAGUGAUGAUUCUUCAUCAUCAAGUGUCCCAUGUAUUUUAUCUUCUGGAGUUCCUCCUUCAUGUGCUGUAGCACUCUUUCAGUGUUGAUUCAAGUCAAAGCUGUAUAAGCAUUUAAUUGAAGAUGUUUUUUAUAGAUGAGGCUUCAUUGUUUUUGCUAAACCUUGUCUAGCCGCAAAAGUCAGUUGCAUUUUAACUCGUUCUAAACUUUUCAAAUUUAUUUUUUGCUGAUCGUUAGUUUUUGAAAUUUUUCAUUCUGUACUCUGAUUGAAAAUCAUGGACUACCGAACUUUAAUCUUUUGCACCAUUGUGUGAAGCUGGCUAAUCUGUAAUCAAGUACAAAACUCAUUCUUCUUACAAGUUUUAUUCACUUAAUCCAGCAUAAAGUGAGAUCAAAGUCAAUCCCUGAUUGGGUAAUUAAUGAAUUGUAAUUUUGGAUUUAGAAUUCAUUCAAAUAAUCUAGUUGGACAUUCGUAGAAAAUGUCAUUUCUUGAAUUCGACCAAUGAAAAUGAAUCAGUUUAAUCCAGCUUUUAAAUAAUAGAAUAUUGUUGCAGACCGUAGAAAAAGUUAAAUUUUUUGAAAUGUGUUAAAACUUUACAUUAGCAGCAUACCCCUUGCAAUGUUGAGACCAUAUCUGCAGUCAUUUUUUUUUCUUCCUAAUAAAAUCUGAUGCAAAGCCCAGUUUACAUUGUUAAAAAAGUGUCAAGAAUGUAUUUCCUUCUUCAGAUUUUCAAUUUUUAUAGUUUGAGGGAAGUUAUUGUCUGGAAUUAGGAAAUGCGAUUUCUCGGCAUUCCAUUCCCACACAUUCAAUGUAUUUUAGAACCAGUAUUUUUUGUUUCAAGUGCAUUUUUAUUUUAAUUUUUUGACUUAUUUUGAGUGGGUAUUUGGAAAUCAAUCAUUAAAUGUUUAGUUUUGCUGCGAAUACAAAAUAAGAAAGGGAAAAGCUCCCCUAUCAUUGUGCUUGUCUCCUCUACACGUAAAUUCUCACAUCUCGGUUUGAAAAUUGUGACCCUGUGUGAAGCCUAAUCCAAAGUUCGUAUUUUCGAGCAAUUUUCUCUACGCUUAAGUUGUUGCUUGUACUUGUUUUAAAUGUGAUGAAAUAAAUUCGGUACUUUGUAUUGCAGAUUGA
This is a messenger RNA of Bemisia tabaci, 7687 nucleotides long. It is a transcript of the gene Marf1, whose product is annotated as meiosis regulator and mRNA stability factor 1-like protein. Gene Ontology annotation, cellular component: cytoplasm; peroxisome. The record is from RefSeq and is a predicted model, not a curated record. Gene Ontology annotation, molecular function: CCR4-NOT complex binding; RNA nuclease activity; nucleic acid binding. Gene Ontology annotation, biological process: regulation of gene expression. NCBI's taxonomy places the organism in Eukaryota, Metazoa, Arthropoda, Insecta, Hemiptera, Aleyrodidae.